UCUCACACAUAUAUCACAUAUCUACUACCUAGGGAACUAAUAUAACAUCUCAGUGGUUCUGUGAUAAUAUGGCUCCUACACUUCAACGUGUAUUCUCUCAUUUACUCACUCUUGUAGCAACACUUUCAAUACUCCUCGUGGUCCCUUCCUCUUGUUUCAAGACCAAAAAGAUCGUUAAUGCUUCAUUUGAUUCAUAUUCCUCAGUUGGAACAAAUUGGUCACCUGCUGUGGCCACUUGGUAUGGAGCCCCCAAUGGUGAUGGAAGUGAAGGUGGUGCUUGUGGUUAUGGCAGUGUUGUUGGGGUACCUCCAUUCUCAUCAUUGAUAUCUGCGGGAGGCUCUCUUUUGUAUGAAUCAGGCAAAGGCUGUGGUUCUUGUUAUGAGGUGAAGUGCACAGGGAAUUAUGGAUGCUCAGGCAACCCUGUAAGUGUAGUGAUAACUGAUGAGUGUCCUGGAUGUGAUGGUCAAUAUCAUUUUGAUUUGAGUGGCACUGCUUUUGGUGCCAUGGCAGUUUCAGGCCAAGCAGAGAAGCUACGUGGGGCUGGGAAAAUAACCAUUCAAUUCAGAAGAGUUGAAUGCAACUUUCCCGGUGUGAAAAUAGCUUUUCGAGUGGACCCUGGAUCCAACCAACAAUAUUUUGCAAUGGUGGUUGAAUACGAGGAUGGGGAUGGUGAGAUUGACAAAGUUGAACUGAGUGAAGCAUCUUCAGCUUCAUGGUACUCCAUGCAAAGAUCAUGGGGUGCUGUUUGGAAACUCAACAAUGGUUCACCACUUAAAGCACCAUUUUCCAUUAGGUUAACCACUUUUUCAUCUGGCCAAAGUGUUGUGGCAAACAAUGUCAUCCCUGUGGGGUGGACCCCUGGUCAGACUUAUAGAUCAGUUGUGAAUUUUAAAUAACUUAUAAAUCUAUAUAUAUGUUGUCCCUUUCUUUGUAUCAUCACCUUGUAACGAUCUUAUUAUAUCAAUAAUAUAACCUUAGUUUUU
Messenger RNA from Cajanus cajan (pigeon pea), 983 nucleotides. Its product is annotated as expansin-B15. Gene Ontology annotation, biological process: sexual reproduction. Gene Ontology annotation, cellular component: extracellular region. Lineage: Eukaryota; Viridiplantae; Streptophyta; Magnoliopsida; Fabales; Fabaceae. The record is from RefSeq and is a predicted model, not a curated record.